GCGAUAAUACCGGACAAAAAAAAUGAAAAAGAACAGACACACAGCAAAUCUGUCACUAUCUGAGAGCAGAGUUAAACUGACACCACCAGUUUCAUUUCUCAGGUGCCGAGGGUGCAGCUGCCGAUUUAUAAACACCUCCCCCAAUUCAGCUUUACAAACCUUCACUCUGUGCAUGUACAUAAAGCAGCAGCGUCCUCACCGUCCUCUGUUGGAAUUCUUGAGGUAGUUUCUCAAAGUGGCCGAGCAAGAGAGACUGGCCGACAGAGAGAGAGAGAGAGAGCGAGUGUGUGUGUGUGUGUAAGCAACCAGACAGUGGAUGGGGGCGGCACUCCUGAAGCUUUUUGGCUGCUCCCCAGAGUUGACAGAUCCUUUGCGUUUCCGCCAGCUCACUUACCUUGACGUUUCCCGAGCGAUGGAGAGAAAGAGAGACCGAGGAUCGGUAUAUGAGUCACAUUCUGAAGAGAGCCAGCGGUAGCGGCCGGGCAAUUCAACUGUUCAGCUGAAAUUCUACAGGCGGUAGCGGCGGAGCCUGGGGCUCCAGGAGAGAGAGACUUGUGGAGACAGCGGCGGGGCUUUAUCUUCUCCCUCUCUUUCUCCUUUUUGUACCUGUUUGCAGUUUGGGUGAUCGGUAGCACCUGAGCCAAGGAAGGCAGCUCGGCAGGAGAGAUUCUAUAAAACCCAAACUCUUUUCAAAUCUGAAAAAAACCCAGAAAACAACUGCACUCCAGAGGCGAGAGGAAACUAUCUGACUAUUGAUCGACUCCAACUUUUUAUUUUACUUCUCCCCACCCCCUACCUUUCGGAUUUUUUUUUUGCCAUCGCUGCUGCCCCCGGACCCUGAGAGCCGAUGGAGGCCGGUGUGGAAGAUCCUUUAGCCGGCAGGAUUUGAGCCUGGGUUUGUUUGUUCGCGCUGUUUUUACAGGUGAAGAUUAUUUUGGGUUUUUUUUUCUCCCUCUUCCCCCCCCGCCCAAACCCCGCCUUUUCUUUUCACUGGCUGCCGGGGUUGGUUUAUUUACAGUACUGCGAACUUGUGUUUUUUUCUCUGUUAAAGAACACACAAGGGGGAAGGAGGAGGAGGUGGUGGUGGAGGUCGGAGUUGAAUGGGGAACCAGGUGGAGAGACUGACCCAUCUGAGUUACGCCGAGGUACCGACGGCGGAACCGGCGGGGACGGAGCCGGGACCCCGCAUCGGGGUCUCGUACAUCUUCUCGGUGGAUGAGGACGACGAGUUGGGCGAGGAGCCGGUGGCCGGAGAGGUCGGUCCGGACAGGCGGUCAGCCCCCGGAGGGGACAGGGAGCAUGAGCGGGAUAAGGAGGAGGAGGGCGGCGGCGGCGGCGGGGACAGGGAUAGGGACACGUACGACCUCCUAAACGAGGUGGAGUGCUCCGUCUACUACCGGGACCAGUGCAUCUACGAGAAGAGAAGGAGGGCAGGCCGCUCGGCCAAGGGAGACGGCCAGGAGCUGCUGACCCCUCAGCCGGCCGAGAUCCUGCUGGGCAGGUGCCAGCCCGGGGACCUGGUGGAGUUUGUGGCGGCGGGUCAGUGCCCGCACUGGGUUGUCUACGUGGGCGACUUCCAGGUGGUUCACCUGCACCAGGCGGAGAUCCGCAACGACUUCCUGACGGACGCCAGCCAGGGCCGGAGGGGCCGCCUGGUCAGCCAGCGGUACCGCUUCAAGGCGCUGCCGGCGGACGCGGUGGUCCGGGCCGCCCUGCAGCAGGUCGGUGUACGGGGGGCUCAGCUCCGCUGGAGCAGCUCCGAGUGCUUCGCGGCGUGGUGCCGCUGCGGGCGCCGGGAGUUCAAGGUCGGCGGGGAGCUCCGCAUCGGCAAGCAGCCGUACCGCCUGCAGCUUCACCUGUCCGAGCACAGCAGCCACACGCUCGAGUUCCAGAGCCUGCACGACCUGGUCCUGGAGAAACGCCGCAACGACCAAAUCGGCAAAGUUGCUCUGAUCCGCGAGCUUGCCGCUCACCUACACGGCGACGAGCAGCAGAGGACUGACCACCCACACCCCCACUGAAGGCCUGGCACUGACCCCACCAUCCCAAUACUGAGAGGGUUAAACCUGGGACUGACCCCACCAUCCCAAUACUGAGAGGGUUAAGCCUGGGACUGACCCCACCAAACCAAUACUGAGGGGGUUAAACCUGGGAGUGACCCCACCAUCUCAAUACUGAGAGGGUUACACUUGACCCCACCAUCCCAACACUGAGAGGAUUACACUGAUCCCACCAUCCCAAUACUGAGAGGGUUAAACCAGGGACUGACCCCACCAUCCCAAUACUGAGAGGGUUAAACCUGGGACUGACCCCACCAUCCCAAUACUGAGAGGGUUAGACUGACCCCACCAUCCCAAUACUGAGAGAAUUACACUGACCCCACCAUCCCAAUACUGAGAGGGUUAAACCUGGGACUGACCCCACCAAACCAAUACUGAGAGGGUUAAACCUGGGACUGACCCCACCAAACCAAUACUGAGAGGG
Molecule: messenger RNA, 2484 nt
Organism: Chiloscyllium plagiosum (whitespotted bambooshark)
Lineage: Eukaryota; Metazoa; Chordata; Chondrichthyes; Orectolobiformes; Hemiscylliidae
Product: protein LRATD2-like
Source: RefSeq, a predicted model, not a curated record